This is a messenger RNA of Drosophila teissieri, 345 nucleotides long. RefSeq lists its product as uncharacterized. Lineage: Eukaryota; Metazoa; Arthropoda; Insecta; Diptera; Drosophilidae. The record is from RefSeq and is a predicted model, not a curated record.
AUGCGGGAAGUCUCUGCAAUUUUCUGCAACCUGGCGCUUUUGUCUGGAGCCCCAUUGUCAAUAUGCCAGCUAUUGGGUCUCCAGUCGGUGGUCUUCGGUCCUCGGUCUUCGGUCGUCGGUCUCCUGGAUCUCUGGUCUCCGGUCCCUGGUCAUUCACAUUAUCGUUGCAUGUGCCGAGAGGUAACCCCGCAUGGGUGUGUUCGUUCAUCUUUAUUUCUUGUGCGUGCAAAAAUUCAACAAUUGCAGAAAUUGAAACUUUUGCCUCUUGCCGUUGUUGCCGUUGUUGCCACACACAGAAGCAUUGAAAGAAAACUUUCAGACAUGAAAAUCGUAAAAAUAAAAUGA